AUGGAAGAAGAAUUAUUGCAAUUGGAACCACGUGAAAAUACGGUAGAAGAAAAUAAUCUGGAACCAACUUUAUCACUGACUGCUGAUCAAAAUAAUCAAGAAGAACGACAACAAGAACAAGAAGAAAUUAAUGAUGAUGUACCACUUCUGUCAAAUCAUAGUAACCAAAGUGUUGUCAUUAGAAAAUCUUGUAUUCUAACAAAAAAUAAAGUUCAAAUUAGUUUUAUAAUUAUAUUAUUAUUAGUAAUUAUAUUACUCAUUUCAAUCAAAAUUCCAAAUUCUUCAUCACGUAAUCAACCCCAAUCAUCUCCAAUUACAGUAUAUAACACAACAACAACAACAAGAACGACUGAACUGACUCAAUCACCAAUAACAACAACAGAAACACUUACUUUGCCACCAAAAUCCUGUCCUAUUCCAUCUGUAAAUGCAACAUGGAAUAAACCAGGUGUAGUAUUUAUUAAUCGACUGGGUCGAUGUCUGUCAAAUGAAAAUAGUUUAUGUAGUCCGAGAGAUUUAUUUAUCGAUAAUGUUCAUGAUAUUCUCUAUGUUGUUGAUACAAAUAAUAAUCGAAUACAAAAAUAUUCGUUAAAUGAAAUUUAUAAUAUGGAAGUAGGUGCAACUGGUAUUACUGUGGCUAGUAAAGAUCUUGUUUCACCACAAUCUAUUUUUGUUGAUAUUCAUACAGAAGAUAUGUAUAUUUUAGAUUUUGAUCAAAAACAAAUACGUAAUCCAGUAAAUCUCGUAUCUUAUCGAGUUCAUUUAUGGAAAAAAAAUGAAAAAAUUGGAAGAAUUUUAUUUCGUGAAGCAGGAGAACAUCUAUUUGGAGUAUAUCAUCAUCAUAUUACAUUGGAUAAAGAAAUGAAUAUAUAUGUUGGAACAAAAUAUUUUAUUAAAAAAUGGUUAGCAUCAACAAAUUACACAAAAAAAAUUAUUGUUGCUGGAAAGUAUCAAUUCAGUGGAAAUCAAUCGACUGAUCUGUCUGAUCCAGUGGGUUUCGUUGUAACAGAUGAUUUGACAAUAUAUAUAGCUGAUUGGCAAAAUAAACGUAUUCAACAGUGGAAAAUUAAUGGAACAGAAGGUACAACAGUCAUAGGAAAUUUAACGUAUGUCUUUGGAUUAACGAUAGAUUGUAAUGGAUAUCUUUAUUAUACCGAGAUGUAUGAGUCUACUAUUUAUCAAUUAAAUAUGAUGACGAAUCAGAAUCAAAUGAUUGUUAGAAAUGAAGAUCAUUUACAAAAACUUAUUUAUUAUUGGCCAACAGCGAUUACAAUUGAUAAAUUCGGCAAUAUUUUUAGUAUGGGACAUGAUCAAGUAUAUAAAUUUUCUAUAGCACAGAAAUAG
Molecule: messenger RNA, 1344 nt
Organism: Adineta steineri
Lineage: Eukaryota; Metazoa; Rotifera; Eurotatoria; Adinetida; Adinetidae
Source: the annotation of a GenBank genome assembly